AGACCCCUGAAAUAGCCGUGGAUCAAACAGCCGUCACUCAGGUGUGAGUUGUUGCACUUGUGCUGAAAAUGCAGCAGUCAUGUGCAGGUGCGCAACAGCUGCUCUUCAAACCAGCCCAAAGACAUGCGUCCAUUAGGAGGAUCUGUGAAGGUUUAUUCACUUAGGCAAGUGUCAGCCCAUCUAACAGCAUCUGGAUGGAUUAUUUCCACGCAUCUCACCCUGUAAAGUGUUUAUAAUGGGAAGUAGUUCUGGCAAAGUGUUACCUGAGCCCCCUAAAAAUGGAUAUUUUUGCCUUCUCAAUUCUGUUGUGAACUUCAAGAAACAAGAGACUGACAGGGAAAAGUGUAAAGAGAAACAACAAGCUUGGCUUUGGAGGAGGAGAAGUGACAGAAGGGCUUCCCGAGGAGGAAUAUCAGAAGGAGUCAAAGAAUCGGUUCAUCUGGAGGAGCGGAUGACGAAUCCUAACACAAAGUUUCGUGCAAAGUUUGAUCCACGCGUCACAGCGAGGUAUGACAUCAAGGCUCUGAUCGGCUGCGGCAGCUUCAGCCGCGUGGUUCGUGCUGAGCACAGACGCACACGCCAACCCUUCGCCAUAAAACUUCUGGAGGUCAAAGGUCGUGAGGGUCACGAAGCCUGUCAAGCAGAGCUCAGGGUCCUGCGACGGGUGAACCACAGCAACGUCAUCAGCCUGGCUGAGGUGUUCGAGACGCAGCAUCGCGUCUAUCUGGUUCUGGAGCUGGCCACGGGAGGAGAGCUCCUGGAGCGCGUGGUCGCCCGAGGAACCUUCAGAGAACGGGACGCCACCAAGGCCUUGAUGAUGGUGUCCAGCGGGCUGCGCUAUCUACACACGCUGGGCAUCAUCCACAGGGACCUCAAACCCGAAAACCUGCUGUACUACCAUCCGGGACAGGACUCGCGAUUGAUCAUAACAGACUUUGGACUCGCUUGCUGGGAGAACAAGACGACGGUUUCAUAUCAAAGCAGAGAAGAUACAGCUGUUAUGACUCAGGAUGCACAUUUUGACUCUGUAGAUGUUGAGAAGAGCUGUCAGGCUAAAGAUUGGGCUGUGAGGACACUCUGCGGCACGCCGGAGUACCUGGCCCCUGAGAUGCUGGCGCGGAGACCCUGUAGCAGCGCUGUGGAUAUGUGGGCGCUGGGAGUCAUCACUUAUAUCCUGCUGAGCGGCUCGCUGCCCUUCGACCAGAGCAGCCGACCGCGUCUCUUCAGGGCCAUUCUCAGGGGCAGCUACAGUUUCCAUGGAGAUAAGGAUCCCAAUGUUAGAAAUGAAUGGGGUUCAGUUUUAACGGCGCAUUUUAAAUG
Messenger RNA from Sinocyclocheilus rhinocerous, 1320 nucleotides. Its product is annotated as serine/threonine-protein kinase H1-like. The annotation marks the transcript as partial. Gene Ontology annotation, molecular function: ATP binding; protein kinase activity. Lineage: Eukaryota; Metazoa; Chordata; Actinopteri; Cypriniformes; Cyprinidae. The record is from RefSeq and is a predicted model, not a curated record. Gene Ontology annotation, biological process: protein phosphorylation. The transcript has 3 exons.